Laccaria bicolor S238N-H82 is the source of this 627-nucleotide messenger RNA. RefSeq lists its product as uncharacterized. Lineage: Eukaryota; Fungi; Basidiomycota; Agaricomycetes; Agaricales; Hydnangiaceae. The record is from RefSeq and is a predicted model, not a curated record. Bases 1 to 627 code for a protein of 208 amino acids. The transcript has a single exon.
AUGCCAACGCCUAACGCCCACAACGCAACGCCCAGCGGACACGACGCCAACGAGGACGACAACACGCCAGGACGACAACACGCGAAAACGACGACACGACGCGAUGACGCGUCGACAAUGCGCGCCAACGAGACCACUCCCUCCCCCUCCCCUGCUGCUCAACACUCCUUCCUCUCCCUACUGCUCACCCACUACCCACCAUCCCCUUCCCCCUCCCUUACUCCCCCUCCUUUCCUGCUCACCACUCCCUCCCUCUCCCUACCCCCUCCCUUCAUUCCCUACCCCCUCCCUUCAUUCCCUACCCCCUUCAUUCCCUACCCCCUCCCUUCAUUCCCUACCCCCUUCAUUCCCUACCCCCUUCAUUCCCUACCCCCUUCAUUCCCUACCCCCUGUCUUCAUUCCCUCAUUCCCUACCUCCCUGCCCCUCCCUUCAGUUCUUCCCCCCCCUCUAGUUCUUCAUUCCCCCCACUCCCCAGCACCCCUACCCCUCCACUCCUUCCCCCUCACUCCCUCCACUUUUCCCCUCUCCCUCCACUCCUCCCCCUGCCUCCACUCCUCCCCCUCCCUCUAUCUAGAUUCAAUGUAGAUAAAUUCCAUCAUGUAUUUUUAAUAAAUGAGUUGAAAUGA